Messenger RNA from Clupea harengus (Atlantic herring), 3203 nucleotides. It is a transcript of the gene kif3cb, whose product is annotated as kinesin family member 3Cb. NCBI's taxonomy places the organism in Eukaryota, Metazoa, Chordata, Actinopteri, Clupeiformes, Clupeidae. Gene Ontology annotation, biological process: microtubule-based movement; mitotic cell cycle. The record is from RefSeq and is a predicted model, not a curated record. Gene Ontology annotation, cellular component: microtubule. Gene Ontology annotation, molecular function: ATP binding; microtubule motor activity; microtubule binding.
CCUAGGGCGUGGGCUAUGAGACGCUUUGCACUGCAGCCUAUCCAUUGUCUGCGGAGCAGGGAGGGGACCACGGAGGUGCAGAAGAGGGCUGGGCUGUUGCGUUGGUUCGUUCCUGAAGCAUCAUUUCAUUGUACCUAUAUUACUUAUCAAUUCGUGCUGUGGCAGCUGAAGAUAUUAGAGUCAAGAUGCUCAAGAAUCCGUCAUCAGUAAACACUGGAAUACAGGCGAAGAUACCAGCCACAGAAGAGACCAUCGUCCUUGAACAUAACAUAUUUUGGGGGGAAUGCAUCUAACAUCUCCGUAAAGAACGGCGAGGAAGCCAGACUUAGAGGUAUUAUAUUAUUGUGUGAACUGUGAUAGGAUGCCGUUUUGACAUGUCGCGGAAGACUUCAGAUAACGUUAUGAUUCGAUUGCGGAGGAUGUCUAUGGCUAAGAACAGCGAAACGGUGAAGGUGGUAGUUCGGUGCCGCCCCAUCAACAAGAAAGAGGAGACGAUGAAUCAUGAAAAAAUAGUUGAGGUAGAUGUCAAACUGGGACAGGUAAGGGUGCGUAAUCCGAGGGCACAGCCCGGUGCGAUCAUGAAAACAUUUUCAUUCGAUGCGGUGUAUGACAUGGCCUCCUCCCAAAAUGAUCUGUAUGACUAUACAUGCAAACCUCUUGUGGACUCGGUUUGUCUUGGUUUCAAUGGAACAAUAUUUGCCUAUGGACAGACAGGGACAGGCAAAACAUACACAAUGCAGGGUUUGCCAUCAGACCCUGAAAAGCGUGGAGUCAUUCCAAAUUCAUUUUACCACAUUUUCACCCACAUAUCCAGAUCUCAAAACCAGCGGUAUCUAGUACGGGUCUCUUACAUAGAAAUCUAUCAGGAGGAGAUUCGGGACCUGUUGUGCAAAGACAACAACAAGAAACUGGAGCUCAAAGAGAAUCCUGAGACAGGGGUGUAUGUGAAAGACCUCUUGUCAGUGGUGACCAAAAGCAUCAAAGAAAUUGAACAUGUGAUGAACUUGGGGAACCAGUCUCGGUCUGUGGGUUUCACUAAGAUGAAUGAGUGCAGUUCUCGGUCGCAUGCCAUCUUCAUUGUCACCAUUGAGUGUUGUGAGACAGGCGUGGAUGGUGAAGAUCACAUCCGUGUAGGGAAACUUAACAUGGUGGAUCUGGCAGGCAGUGAGCGUCAAAGUAAGACUGGGGUCAAAGGAGAGCGCUUCAAGGAAGCUGCAAAGAUCAAUCUGUCCCUGUCUGCUCUGGGCAAUGUCAUAUCUGCCCUGGUGGAUGGCACAAGCACCCAUAUCCCAUACAGGGACUCCAAACUCACACGGCUGCUGCAGGACUCGCUAGGGGGCAACUCUAAAACAGUAAUGGUAGCCACCAUUGGCCCUGCAUCCUAUAACUACGAGGAGACCAUCACAACCCUGCGGUAUGCCAACCGGGCCAAGAACAUCAAGAACAAGCCUCACAUAAAUGAAGACCCCAAAGAAGCCCUGCUUAGGGAGUUCCAGGAGGAGAUUGCGCGUUUGAAAGCACAACUUGAAGAGCGAGGGAUGAUGGCGAAAGAGAGGAGGAGGAAGAGGAGAGACAGCAUGAGGAUGAAGAGAAGCAUGAGCAGUGGAGAGGUGGAAAAGCCCCAAGGGGGUUAUGUGGAUGUGGUGGAGACUGUACAGGAAGAGAGGGAUGGAGAUGGGAGUGAGAGGAAAGCGGAAAAACUAAAGUACAGGAACAGUGUAAAUGGGAACCUCGAGGAGCUGGAGAUGUAUAGACUUCCUGAAGAGAGAGAGAGGACGGUAGAGGAGCUACAGAAAGAACAAGAGACCAUAGAACACAUCAUAGAGAAAUAUAAGUCUAUGGAAAGCAAGCUGUUGGUUGGUGGUAAGAAUAUUGUGGACCACACCAAUGAGCAACAGAAAAUGUUGGAACUGAGGAGACAAGAAAUUACAGCACAGAUGAGACAGGAGAGAGAAAUGCAACAGCAGAUGUUUGAGCAGGAUGAAGAAACUGUGGAGCUGAGGGAAACCUUCGACACCCUGCAGCAAGAGGUGGAACUCAAGACCAAGAAACUGAAGAAGUUGUAUACCAGGUUGCAGCUGGUAAAAACUGAAAUUGGAGACAUCAUUGAUGAGCAUGUGGCCACCAGACAGGAACUGGAACAAACACAACAUGAACUGAUCAGGGAGAUGAAGUUUAAGAAUUUGAUAAUAGAGAAUUUCAUUCCACCCGAGGAGAAGAACAAAAUGAUGAACAGACUACAGUACGACAGUGAAGAGGACCAGUGGAAGAUGCUGCCCCUUCUCCCCUCUGAAAACAGCCGCUGUCGUGUUAAGCGAAGACCAGCAUCUGUGGUUGGAUACAAGCGACCCAUCAGCCAGUAUGCCCAGUCUGCUGCAGCCACAGGAGCACCUCCCAGAUACAGGGCAGAGAACGUCAUGUUGCUGGAGCUGGACAUGACUCCGCCAGCCAUGUUUCACCUGAACUUAAACGGGACAGAUCUGAUCAGCAGAGACCUGCUCCCUGACUUCGUCCACCUUCGAAGGAGAGGCACUGCAACUCGAGUGAGGAAAUCCCAGUCCUGGAAUCAGGCACCUUGCAUGCCUUCGACCUCCUCUGCCUGCUGGCUGGCUCCUGGGUCCCCGCGCACCUCAGUUUUUCAGGGUGCCUGUGGCGCCACCCUUCCUGCUGAUAAAGAGGCCUAACCAAAUCAUCCAUGGAUGAACUCGCUGCCUGUAUGCAUCCCUUCAUUCCAAACACCUAAUAUGCUUUUUCUCCAUGCCAGAGAGAAAGAAAGCAAGGCAGGCUAAAGCAGCUUUGCAAUUACUGUUAUUGUUAUUUUGUAUUAUUUAAAGCCAAGCAUUUUUAUUAUUUGUAUUAUUUAAAACUGAGCAUUUUUUGCCUCUGCAGCUUUGUAAACAACAUUUUUUAGAAGCUUUCGAUACUUGAAAAGCACAAGGGUGUCUUUAAAUGGCUUUAAGCCAUUUUGCAUAAAAUUAGGUUUUGAAAAUGAACUGUAGCCUUUGUGAAUGGUGCAAUGUUGAAUUACGAUAACUCAGCUGGUGAAAGCUUUGAUAAACAGCUUUAUUGUGGCCUGAUGUGUGUGUAUGUGGGCAAAAGCAUUUCAAUGGUUAUAUGUCUUCUUUCCCUGUGAAUUGGGAAUGCAUUACGUAUCUGUGUUACAAUGUUAACUAGAAAAAAAUAGAAAAUAAUGUCCAAACUGG